This is a messenger RNA of Manduca sexta (tobacco hornworm), 3044 nucleotides long. RefSeq names its product ataxin-7-like protein 1. NCBI's taxonomy places the organism in Eukaryota, Metazoa, Arthropoda, Insecta, Lepidoptera, Sphingidae. The record is from RefSeq and is a predicted model, not a curated record. The coding region runs from base 508 to 2577 and encodes 689 amino acids. The transcript has a single exon.
AAUGAUAUACAGACGACAUAUCGGUCUUUACAAAUACUCAAAAAAGUGUUGAUGCUUUCUAUAGUAAAUUACAACCAACCAAACAGAAAUUUUAGACAUUUUAUUUAUGUGUAUUCAGUUUAAUAUCACUGAAAUAGUGUUCAAAAAGCACAGAUUUCUUUCAAUCAAAUAGAGAAGAUCUAUCUGAAAAGUGUUGUCGAUUUAUGGAAGUGUUUCGUGCUCAAGAAAAACUUACAAUCUGCAUAAUCAGCUGUCAAUGAGAUAGAUCAUCUGUCCCUGUAAAUAUAAAAGCUAAGACAAUCACAACACGUUUUAAUCGGAUACAUGUAAAUAAUGAAGUAAACAACCACGUUACGAUGUGACCCUGAGAGCGCCCACGACGGCCAGCUUUCUCGAGGCAGAUAUGGGGUAAUAACCUAACAGGAGUGAGGCUGGAUACGCUAUGGCUGGCGGGCCGUGAGGCGACCGCACGAGUGUCACGAACGGAUCAUCGUCAACCGGUACACCAUGUCGGGCGACCAGCCGUUCCCGCACAAGACAGUCAGUCCCCUGAAGUGCAAUGAAAAACCGUGGGACCAGUGGACCAGUGAGAUCGGGUAUGAGUCGCCGCGACGGGAUGAUGAGUUCACGCCGCAGCCAGCUGAGGGCAAGAGCAGCGCCUCCUCACGCCGGCCCCCUGAUCACCAUCCGUACAAGACGCCGGAGCGGGCGCGCCAGCGUCGCGCGCGGCUCAACCGACUCAAGUACCAGUCCAUGAGCCUGCACGGUGUGUUCCCGCAGAUGGACAACCUUAACGCGGUCGUGUGUCAUAUGUGUGGUGCCGUGGUGAAGUGCAGUGCGGCCUAUAGACAUUUGAUUGAAUCGCACUCUGGUACGGAGCCCUUGUUGCCGCCACCGCCGCCCGUUUCCACAGUCCGCAGUCGCAGCCGGCAUAAAAAGGAAACACCGCCUCCCCCGCCGCCGGAGCCCAUCAAAAUGGAGACGUCUCCGGUGCACACCGCCACCGCGCCGCUCUCGAGGAUAGUGCUUCCACAGCCGGAAAUGCAGUACCUGGAGGAGCCGAGCACUUCUGCCGCCGUCACUGGCGAGGUGCAGGUGUGCAUGGAGAGCGGCGAGCUACCCGUUGUUAGUAUACAGGACACCGAGGAUUUGCCGCUCGGCGAGCAUAUUACCGACGACAUAUUCGCCAUAAUGAAUUCUGAGGGAAUCCAAAGUGCCGAAGACAUCACAAACGCUGCCGACUGGAAAAACAUUAUCAGGGACAUCGGUAACAUGCAGGAAAUCAACUUCCCGGUGAAUGAUCCGGUGCAGGCUCAGGACUUGUACGGCGCGCCGCUGCCCGCGUACUCGAUGACGGACACGGAUCUGUCGAGCAUGCAAUUUGCGCCGCCGAGCACGUCGCCGUUGCUACUGCCCGCGCCCGCACCCGAGCCCGCUCCGCCCGUCGCCAAGCCGCCCGCAGCACCCACCGCGUCUACCUCCAAAGCGGCGGCGCGAUCCAAAACGAGCAAAAGUAAAUUUAACCUACGCGAGUACGAUCCGAACAAACACUGUGGCGUAGUCACUGUCGAGAAUCCUAAGCCUUGCACGCGCUCGCUCACGUGUAAGGCCCACGCUCUGUCACUGCGGCGGACCGUCGAAGGCCGCUCGAAGCCCUUCGACACGCUGCUGGCGGAGCAUCGCGCUUCGCGAGACGCGGGUGCCGCCGCGCCACACGCUGCUGCCUCACACCUCGCGCACACUGCACACCCUGCGCCGCACCCCGCCGCCGCUGCUCCACUCAACCUCCCACCGCUGCUAGUCAACACGUCGCUGGAUCUGAGCGCGUUCAACGGUCUCACGGAUCAACAACAGGUCAAUGACAUUUAUAAGAGCCUGUUGGAAGAUCCGGAUUCGGUGCUGCCGGACGCGUCCACUAUCACAUCACUGCUGGUCCCGCCAUUGCCGAACGAACCGUUCCUGCUGCCGGAGGAAGCGCAGCCGACGACAGACACGUCGAUGUUGCACGCCAUGUCUCCGGCGGAGCACGCGGCGCCACCCGACGAGCGCGCGGACGAGGGCCCGCCGACGCUGGUGCCCACCGACGUGUACUGGUACGCGGCGUGUCCGCGGCCGCUCGCGUUGUGCACCUUCAACGCAUCACACUCGGGCGGCGCAGUCACACUAGGUAAAAAGUUCGCAACGGUCCGAAGCAAUAUAAAGUCGUCGUUGACGAGAUCUCAGUGCAAAUCUACGGGCGGCUCGAACAGUUACUACUACGGACAGAACUCGUUGUCCUUGUCCAAAACGGUGCAUAUGAACGCCAGUAAAUGUAGCAAGCCUGAAGUGCGAAAACUGAUAGUGACGUGUAGUGGCGUGAGCGGCGGCAGCGGCGGCGCGGCCGUGGCGAACAUGUCGAGCGGCGGCAGCAAGGAGGUGCAGCAGGCGCUGAGCGAGCUGUUCGGCACGCCGCGGCACGCGCUGAACGGUCACGUGGGGCACGCGGUCAAGCUCGCCAAGCGGCCGCCGCCCGCGCCCGCCGUGCUCGACCUCGGCUUCGCGCUCGACGCCGCGCUGCUCGCCGACGAGAAGUGCUGAGCCCCACCUGAACAUAAGCAAUCACCGGUUGUGUACUCGCAUUCUAACUGUAUAUUUAUUUCCUGUAAAGAUCGGACUCCUGUACGAAGCCGUUGAUGGCCGCGACUCGGUCCCGACUAGGGAUCGAAGUUACGAUGACAUUAAAUCUCAUUUUUUGCUGAGACGCGAACUAAUGUUUGUAUUAUUUUGUAUAUUAUUUAUAAGAUUUUUUUAAAUCGUUCGUCCGAUGCGCGAGUCGGCAUGUGUCAAUGGAGAAUUAAAAAUAGAUUAUUACAGAAUGGUUGUAUUUUUUCGAAAUGACAUAUUACUCGUUGUUGAUACUAAAUUGAUAAAUGGCCUAGGAUUAAUGAAUGGUUUAAUGUGAUGAAAAUUUCCAUGUAAAAAUAUAAAUAUUAUUAAAAAUAAGUAUAUCAGUAAUAGUGAAUCGCCUCCUUUUGAAAAUAAAGGCAAAUACCUCAAUAACUAAA